Molecule: messenger RNA, 4113 nt
Organism: Ostrinia nubilalis (European corn borer)
Lineage: Eukaryota; Metazoa; Arthropoda; Insecta; Lepidoptera; Crambidae
Product: two pore channel protein 1-like
Exons: 18
Coding region: 14-2443 (809 amino acids)
Biological process (GO): monoatomic ion transport; transmembrane transport
Cellular component (GO): endosome membrane; lysosomal membrane
Molecular function (GO): monoatomic ion channel activity; voltage-gated channel activity
Source: RefSeq, a predicted model, not a curated record
UCAGUGCUGAAAAAUGGCUUCUCUGAGGAGCCCGUCUUCGCCGUCCGACGGUUAUAAAAGGUUUAGUGACGAAUUUACAUCUACCAGCGUCAACAAUUACGGCUCAAACGUGACAAACACUCGGACGGGCACAGAUGGCGCCGGCGACGCGGGCGCCCUCGACAUGGGCAGCCGGUCGUCGCUGCACACCGGCCUGCACAUGUCAGAAGACGAGCACUGGGAGAUGAACUACCAUGAAGCAGCCAUCUAUCUGGAGGAAGGUCAAAACAAUGAAAAAUUCGACUCCCACCCGUCGAGCCCUGAAGAGCUGCCGGCGUACCUUCGCGUCCACAACCCCUGGUACCACGGGCUGGACCUCAUGGCUUCGCUGAUACUCAUCCUGCUGGCCUUCACUGAGGUCCCCGCCGUGCAUGCCUUCGGGCUUCCAGUAUGGGCACACGGCACGAUAGAGCUGCUAGCACUCUCCGUGAUAGGCAUCGAGCUGCACCUGAAACUCAAGUGGAUAGGGUGGAGCACGAUACUCAAACAUAAAAGAACUAUGAUUAAGGGCAUAACUCUCUUCAUCAUGGUGCUAGAAGCAGUGGUGGUGGUGUGUCGGCAGUCGUCCCACUUCCGAGUGACGCGAGCGCUUCGCCCCAUCUUCCUCGUGGACACACGGCACUGCGGCGGCGUUAGACGGUUUAUACGGCAGAUAUUGCAGUCGUUGCCGCCUAUUAUUGAUAUGUUAGGUUUAUUGAUGUUCUUCGUGGCGACGUAUUCGUUGCUGGGCUAUUAUUUAUUUUCGGAGCACGUAGAUAAUGGACACUUCAAAACCAUUAGUGAUUCAUUUGUCAGUAUGUUCGUCUUGCUGACUACUGCCAAUUUCCCAGAUGUGAUGAUGCCUUCGUAUGCUAAGUCGAAGUGGUACGCUUUGUUCUUCAUCUUGUAUAUUAUCACAGUCCUCUAUGUUCUUAUGAAUUUGAUGUUGGCGGUGGUUUACGAGACGUUCACGCGCAUCGAACGCGAGAAGUGCCGCGCGUUGCUCCUGCACCGGCGCCGCGCCGCUCGCCACGCCUUCCGCCUGCUGGUGUCUCGCCGCGCGCCGCUCGCCGUGCGCCUGCGACACUUCGCCGGCCUCAUGAGGCACUAUGCGCCGCACUACUCCGGGUUGGACGUGUACCUGAUGUUCAAGCAGCUCAACCAGUCCGGCACCGGCGGGCUCUCGCGAGCAGAGUUCGCCAACUUGUACGAAGUGUUCGCGCUGCGCUGGCGCGGGCAGGCGGCGCGCGCGCCGUGGUACGCCACGUCGCCGCUCGAGCCCGCCGGACGCGCCGCCGCCGCCGCUGUUAGAUGGCCGUACUUUGAAUACUUGAUCUACGCCCUAAUCAUCGGCAACGGCGUGUCCAUGGUGUUGCGGGUGUGUGAAGCGGCCGGCAACCUGCAGGACAGCGCGAGGCUACUCUGUGCCUCAUGGGACACAUGGCUGUUCUUGUCACUGUUCCUGGUGGAGGCAGGGCUACGGAUGGCAGCAUCAGGACUGACUGCGUACCUGGAAAGCGGCUGGAACGUCUUCGACCUUAGUGUGACGCUGCUAGCACUGGUGGGCGCUGUUAUGCUGACUGUAGCGCCUGGACUCUUCAUCGUGGUCAUAUUCAGGCCGCUUAGACUGAUGCGCCUGUACAAGCUGAAGAAACGCUACCGCGACGUGUUCGGUACUCUGGUACUGCUGUCGCCGCUGAUGUCGUCUGCUGGCUGCGUGAUGCUGGUGGUGUACUACUUCUUCGCCAUCAUCGGCAUGGAGCUGUUCUCGCAGUACAACCUGCGGAACUGCUGCGCGAACACAACCGUGGAAGACUUCUACAAGUUCUCGGCGAACGGUUCCACAGCGCUGGGGUACUACUACCUAAACAACUUCGACAACAUCGUCACGAGCGGCGUGACUCUCUUCGAGCUGACCGUGGUCAACAACUGGUUCAUACUCAUGAAUGCUUACGCCACCGUCGCUGGCCAGUUCAGCAGGAUCUAUUUUAUGGUGUUCUACCUGUUCACGAUGGUGGUGCUGACGAUCGUGGUGGCGAGCGUGCUGGAGGCUUUCCGCUUCCGCAUCCAGUACAAGCGCAGUACUACCAAGAGGGACGAGGAGAAGUUACUCCACGAGGAGGUGCACACGAGCUGGGAGGAGGCGCAAAGACUGGGUGCCAGCGGAGACUUGGCUGAAGAGCUGAGGCCGUACUUACCGCCUGGGUCGGAGGUAACGUUUAUCGGGUCGCGGCCGCGGACGAAAGAGGUCCUGCAGCGGAGGAUGUACCAGGCCGACAUACAGAAGUGGCUCGCCGAGGAGGACGAAAAUGAGGGGGUGCCGCCGUCCACGACGCUGACGUCGAGCGAGGACCCGCUGGCGCCGCCGCUGGUGGGCGCGGGCAACGAACAGCGCGUCGCCGUCCGCGGCGGGUACCAGUUGUAGAGGUGGAUACUAGCGGCGCUGCGGCAGCGGGCGCUCCUCAUAUGGGACACUUUGGAGGCGCUGUGACUCCGCGCGCUAGCUCUGUGCGCGCGCCUGCGCAACUUCUUUAGUCGAUAAUCGAAUCGACACAGAACUGUACAAGUGUCAUUCUGUACGAAUGUGUCAAGGUCUUUAGGGCCAGUAGAGGUUUAUAGACUAAGAGCUGGUGAACGCCAGACCUACGUCAUUUUAUAAAAGCUGAGUUUGUCAGCGUAUGCUCCCAGUUGGUGAAUCAUGAAGUUUGGGUCAUCGUGGCUUUGGCAGCUAUCUUAAAAAAACUGUCUGGCAAGGAGUUGGAACUGUUAAAUGUAUCUGGCUGAUGUGGAAACAACUUUACACAACAACGCCGUUCACUAGCUCAGUCUAUUAUUUUUGGGAGUUCUUGUCCGAAUCUUUGUUGGACUUGAAAUUACUGAUUGGAUUUUUGUUUUGUUUAGGACUAACUUAAAUCUGGAUGUAUACCAAUGAUCGUUAGUUUAUUAACUGUGUUAGACCCUCUGACUGGAAAUGUGGAUUUUAGAUGUAAGUUUCAUGAAUGACAUAGCAGCCAUAUUGCAAAAAAGUACACUAAAAAAGUUGAAAUUAACUCGUAACAAUUUCUAAUUGACCUGCAAAUAUUUAAUACAGUUAAAAUAACUUAAAUCUUGUAAAUUCUUAAUAAAAACAAUAUGAAGAGUGCAUGAAUGUAUGAAGAAUAAUGCGAAAUACCAACACCUGUGAUAUGAAAUCAAUGUUUGACCAAUUGCGUGUAAAAUAUUAAAUUAUUAUUUUUAAUAUUUAUUUAACCUUUAUUAGUGAGUUAAGCGUUAUGUUAUUUAAGUCUUGGUUGUUGUGUACCAAAGGCUUAGAUUAAUAAAACCUAGAUGGAUAGUCUUCAUACAAACUGAUACAAACGCUUCGUCAAGAGUGAGGCAAAAAUCUUAUGUCAUUAGUGUCAAUUUUGUUGGGGAGUGUAGACAGUGAAGGCGAUUUUCCCGAAAGUAGGGAAAUUUUUAAUACGUUUUUAAUAAUUUUAUAAUUAACAAAAACAAAACGCAUCAUGUACUUACUUAUUUAUUGAAUUCAAAGUACCUACCUAAUAACAAUAAGAUAAAUCGACUUAAAAGUCUCGAUUUCAUAAAAAAGGAAGUGUAUUUGUACGGCGAACAAUUGGGAAAUAAAUUUUCUUGUUACUGGUAUCAUUCCCGUAUUUAAUUUUUGAAAGCCAAAUUCAAGCAAAAUACGCGUCGAAUCGUAGUACUUACUUAUGAACAUGGACCUAUAAAAAAAGGCGGACGGAACUCGCGCUACAACAAAACUGUGACGCAAAAUUUUGGCGUUUGUCUAUUGUGUGAGUGAAUUUAGGGAUACCAUGUUAGUAAAACAUUUUACCCAUUUAUCUUAAGAAAAACAUAGAUGGGCAGAUAUGUUACUUGGAAAUGUAGACGGAAUUAUAUCGUGCCAUUUGAAAAGGAUGAAAGAUGAAUACGUUGAGGUAGACGCGAAAUUUUCAAAUUUUCUUACUUUGUUUGCAAGUCAGUGUCAGGUACGAUUCACGCAGUUACAAAUUAUCAAUCUUGUGUACCUACGUAAUCAUAAUCUUAUGUAUCAUCAAUAUUAUUAUCUCUGAUAGAUUUUAACAUACAACCUGA